This is a messenger RNA of Zingiber officinale, 909 nucleotides long. RefSeq lists its product as uncharacterized. The coding region runs from base 261 to 704 and encodes 147 amino acids. Lineage: Eukaryota; Viridiplantae; Streptophyta; Magnoliopsida; Zingiberales; Zingiberaceae. The transcript has a single exon. The record is from RefSeq and is a predicted model, not a curated record.
CUUCAAUCCCCGCUUCCGGAUUCUAAUAAGGUCUCCUCCUUCCGGCGAGGCGGCGCCGCCAUCGGAGGCGGCACCGUUCUCGAGCAGCCACCUCCCUCGGGCGAGGAGAGCGGCAUCGUAAUCGCCGGCUUCCUGUUUGCUUCGUCUUCCAAUAAAGUUCCCACCUUAUACCUUUUCCCCCUGGAUAUUUUCCGAUUCCGAUCGCCGGUUUCUCUUGUUCCGGGGUUCUCGAUUCGUGGUCAAAGGUCGGAUUUUUAGGGAUGUCGGACAAGUCGUGGCCCGGAGGAGGCGAGGCGGAGACGCGGACGGAGGUCAUCUCGGCGGCGUGCGCGUGCUGCGGGCUGACGGAGGACUGCACGCCGGAGUACGUCGAGUCGGUCCGGGAGCGGUUCGGCGGGCGUUGGGUGUGCGGUCUCUGCGGCGAGGCGGUCGAGGACGAAAUCGGCCGCGCCGGGAGGUGGAUCUCCACCGAGGAGGCGCUCAGCCGCCACAUGAGCUUCUCCGAGAGCUUCCGCGCCGCCGGUCCGCCUGUCGACACCGCGGAGCCCAUGAUCGCCGCCAUGCGUCAGCUCCUCCGCCGGAGCCUCGACUCGCCGCGGGCCACGCCGAGCAGCCCUCGCCGGGAUGUGGAAGAGGGCGGCGGCACCCCCAGCCGCCGGUCACUCGCGCGGCAGAGCAGCUACCUCUCCACAGCGGCCCGGUGAAGCUCCGCCACCGCAAAUAAAACACGAAGGUGAGCGAAGGUAAGCGUAAGAAGGAGUCGCCGGAACCCAAGCUUCAACCUUUGUACUCAAAUAAGACUAGCCAUUGUUUAGCAACCAUUUUGCUUCUUAAUCAACUUUCGCAAGAAAUAAAUGAAUCAAUAUUCAGAUCAAAAAAAUUUAUAAAAAAAGAAAGAAAUUUUGACCA